Messenger RNA from Aureobasidium namibiae CBS 147.97, 2319 nucleotides. Its product is annotated as COG4-domain-containing protein. NCBI's taxonomy places the organism in Eukaryota, Fungi, Ascomycota, Dothideomycetes, Dothideales, Saccotheciaceae. The transcript has 2 exons. Bases 1 to 2319 code for a protein of 772 amino acids. The record is from RefSeq and is a predicted model, not a curated record.
AUGUUGGCGACAAGCAUGGCAGACGGCCGGGACAUCUACAAGGCAUCUUCAGUGGCCGAAAUCCGAGCCACGUUGGCCGAGCUGGGCCAGCAAGAAGCCACUGUGACUGCCCGUCUGGAUGCGCUGCUUGCCUCGCAACGCGAUCUCUCACGCCAAUUGACCAAGCUCGACCUCGCUCGAGCUCAUCUCGGUUCCCAGGUCGUCCACAUUCGAUCCAUCAGCAAUGGCAUGCUCUCGUCGGCCGCAUCCACAGCCGCUCGCAUCUCGGGCGCCGUCAAUCAGCUCGAUCGCGAGCAAGCCGCCGUCAAGUCGACCCUGAACGUCGUCGACCAGGUCGCCGAACUCAAAGCCUGCGUCUUGGGUGUCAAUGGCUCCAUGGGUGCCGCUCAGGACUGGGAGACUGCUGCCGAAUACCUCCACCGCGCUUCGCAAAUCCCCGACCAUGUCAUCGAUGGUGCCUUCGCCCAAGAAAUCGUUCCUACUGCCGAAGUCCCCGAUGCCCCGCGAGUCACCCUCACCCAAGCCUCGGACAGUCUGUGUGGUCUGUUCCUGCGCGAGUUCGACAAAGCUGCCGCCCAAGGAGAUGGCCAGAGGGUCACACGCUUCUUCAAGCUGUUCCCCUUGAUUGCCAAGUCGGAACAGGGCUUGGAUGCAUACGGUCGCUACGUCUGUACUGGCGUAGCAACACGAGCGAGAUCAAAUCUGAGUGCCACAAAUCAGCGUUCUGCUGGCCUCUUCUAUGCAAGCGCCUUGACAAAACUCUUUGAGCAAAUUGCCCUCAUCGUCGAUGGUCAUUCCCCUCUUGUCGAGAGACACUACGGUCAAGGCUCCAUGGCCAAGGUUAUCGAGCGUUUGCAAACAGAAGCAGAUACCCAAGGCGGCAUUGUACUGGAUGCUUGGGCCGACGAGCGCAGUCUUGCAAGGAAGAUCAACGAUGUCAAAUCAUAUGCUUUCUCCUUUCUUGUCCAGAGUUUCCUUCCAUCCCAAAAGUCUUCUGCUGCAAGGUCUUCAUCGCCCGCCUCGAGUCGUGCUAGUGAGGAUGAGACUGUCAACAUGAAAGAAAUCGACGCGCUUCUCAGUGAGACUGCCAUGAUGCUGAGUCGAUGGGCUCUCUACACCCGUUUUGUCGCUACAAAAAUUCAUCCUGGGGUCGAAGAACACAUCGCCAUGCCAGAUCUCCUGGUCAACAGCAGGCUGAACAAGAAGAUUGCAGAUGCGUUGAUCGAGCCCUUCAACACCAUGUCCACUUUCUUCUUCCGUCGCUCCGUCGAAAAGGCCUUCCAGAUGGACGAAUCGCCCUUUGACCUCACUCUCAAUCCCAACAAGCCUCUGGGCUCCAAUCCACCAUUCAUCACCUCUGCCGUCGACGAUGUCAUGUACAUUGUCAAUCAAGUCAUCCAGCGCACUCUGGCCACAUCGCAAAGAUCUGUUGUCGCCAGCGUCAUGCCGUCGGUCAGUCGUGUUCUGACAGGCGACUUCUUCGGCAUGAUUCAACGUAAGAUGCGCGACGAAAGCUAUCCCAAAGCCGCCAUCCAAGGAGCUCUACCUCCAGAAAGCAUCAUCAUAUCUUUCUUGGUUCUCGUUAACAACUUGGACGUCUCAACCGACUAUCUCCGCCGCAUCAUCAACACCAAUCUCGGUAAAGUUGACCCUAACAACCAAGGUCAACAACACGCUGCCAUACCUGACCUUUUCCCCUUCGCCCACGACGCCGUCUUUGUAGAAACUGCACUCAGCAACAUCCUCACCACCUUCGAAUCCAAAACCAGCGACCUUAUCUCCGAAGCGAUCGAAGUCCUCCUCAAGCAAGUCAUGCGACCCCGCUUACGUCCCGUCUUUGUCGAAACCUUCCGCGAUGUUGAGUAUUUCCUCGACGUCGACACGUCCGAAACCACAGAACCCGAUUUACAAGUGCCCCAACGCUUCGAGAGGGGCUGGAUGCAAUUCACCCGCCCCAUCAAACGCAUCCUCACCGAACGCACCUACGACGCCCUCAUCACCUCCACUUUAUCGUACCUCGCCCGCGCCCUCGAAAAGCGUAUCUGGAGCUACUACGGCCGUGUCAACGAACGCGGCGCGGCAAAACUCGAACGUGACAUCUCUGGCAUCGUCAAUGCGGCAGUCAAAGGAGGAAAGUAUUCACUCAGGGAUGCUUUCCAGAGGUGUACGGAGAUGACGUUGAUUCUGAAUAUGGAGGAAGAUGAGUGGGAGGAGGUGAGAGCGCAGAGUGUGGAGACGCAGAGGGAGGCUGGGUUGGAGUGGCAUCUGGAUGCUAGCGAGAGGGCGAGGACGAGGAGUAUCAUGACUGAUUCGAGAUAG